GUAAAUGAGUCAGACCCACCCAAACUUUAUACAACAGGUUAUCAGAUAAAACACACAUGCUUGGAUGGACAGCGUCGACAUCGAUCGGCAGAGGAACAGCAUUAGCAUGGUCUCAUUCGAAAUAAGCUAUUACCACAUAGGGUGGUAUCAAAUAAAAGCCUGCAUGGGAUCGCCACGAACAAUGGCCAGAAAUUAAAACGAAAGGGUUCAUUUUUUUCCUGAGGUGGAAGUAGCCAGUCAGCGAGCGGAUGGGAUGGCGGGGGUUGUGACGACCCAAUUUUUUGCUGCAACAAAAGCGUCCGCACACACUCCGUACACACUCCAUAGAUUAAAUGCCUGCUCAGCAUCGAUCAGAGUUAGAGGACAUUCUGUCUGAUAAGGUCUUUGCGGUUGAAUCCGUAGGAGAACACCAGAUCGAUGAUGACGAUACUGAAAUUGUGGAAGAAGCCAAACCAGGAUUCUGCGUUGAAUGCAAGGAUCAACGGGCAUCAAUGCAAUGCUCGCACUGUAACGAACCUUUCUGCGAAGUUUGCUACGGCAUGAUUCAUCGCACGGGAAAAAGAGCCUUACAUGCGGCUUCGCCAAUUAUAACCGCCAACGAAGAGAAUGGAAGACGUCAGUCUACUUCUGAGUCGAAUACUGAGGAAGGCGAAAAUAUUUCAUUACAUGAUAAUCUGACAAUGAAUGAGCCAAAGAAAGCGGCUGGUCCAACCUUUGAAGAAAUAAUGAUCCACAAGGCAAAAUUCAUACCAUUGCGACUCAGCUUGGACGAAAGAAAGUAUCUGCGACUGUUGGAGGCAGCUCUGAAUGUGUCCGAAUACACAGACCGAGUGGAUGGAUUUGAGCAUAAGAGCAAGGCAAAGCGUAUUGUGGCCCAAAUCAAAGACAUUUGCGCGGUCCUGUCAGGUUUGGUGACAGCCUGUGACUAUAGAAGAGGACAAGAGCUUUUUGCGGACCGAACAUUCGAGCAAAAUGAAGACUUUUUUCAAAAGAUUUUCGAAAUUGGAAGAAGACACAAAAUCAUGAACCCAGAAAAAAUGAGAUCCGCUUAUGGCAAAUUAAUGUACAUGCUAAUGGAUUCGGCGAUCCCGGAGGUUGAAGAGAUGCUAGGAUUCUCAUGUGUCAUACCCAUCAAAACAGUUUACAGUUUCCUCAAGGAGCGCAAUGGUGUCGACGUUUUGACCAACGAAAUUAUCUUGUUAGCUACCAUGGAAAUUGUUCCUACUGGUAAAACUAGACUACAAAUUCAGACUGAAAUUAAGCGUAAGGAGAGGUCGAUUGAACAGCUCAGUCGGAAGUACAGUAACCCAAAGCUAUCGGCCGACGAAAUCCGACAUUGUCUUUACAGUAUUGGCGAUAACAAUGCAUAUCUACGGGCUAAUCGACAUCCGUGUGAGAAAAUGCUCACGUAUCUGCAAACCUAUUUCAAGCCAGAUGAGUUUGAACCGGGUUAUUCGUUGUCAAUUUCCGCCGGUAGAUCAGGACAUCGACUUAGCCAUGAUCAUUCUACGCAAUACACCUAUGUGAACCAGACUCUGAUGCUCUGGAGGGAAAUUCUGCAUGAGAUGUUUAUGCUGUGGAGUUUGGCUGAUCAAGAUUUGCUCAAUAGCCACAAUGUUUACAAGCUAAUGGAUACUGGUCAAGGCGUUCAGCGCAUGCAACCUUGCCCUGCUAUUGGUCGCGAGAUGCACCGUACUUUGUACAAAGCUCAGAAGAAGGCAAAGACUUGGAUUGGUAGUAGUGUCAUCCACCUUGGGGAUAAGAACGUGCCAAAUGCGCUCAUGUUUAUUGACAAGUACAACCAAGUCGCGAAGAUCUUGAAUCCUAUUGUCCUUACCUUGGAUCAUAUGGAUGAUUUAUGCAAGGACGACGGCAUCAACCGAUACAUUCAAAACACCUUUGGCGGAGUGGACCAAUGCAAGAAGGAAAUUUUGCUCAACUUUUUCCGCGGAGCCUUUGACGGGUCUGGAGCAGAUAACUUUUAUGAUGCAGGCAGCUGUAUCGACGGAAGACUAACUUCAGCGUGGAACUGGUGCUCACAAAUUGAGCAAAAACCGUUCUUCACAGUCUUCCUUCUAACGGGCUUUGUUGGAUUUGACGGCGGAGGUUGGAACUAGAUUAAGUUUGUAUACACUCGAUCAUUCGAUAGAAUGGGACAAGAAGUGUAUAUAAGAAGACGGGCAUAGACUCAAUGUAAAAUUAGGAUGGAAUAAAAUGAAUGGCAUGGGGAUGAAGGAAACGUAACUCCUGCUAUUGAUGUUUGUGCAAUGUUAUGGACCCAAAAGAGAAAUGAUCAAAGCUCCCAUCAUGCGGUUCCAAGGGAUACACUGUUAGGGGACAUUGGUUUUUCGUGGGACACCUCAACCACGCAGCUUAUCCAUUUCGGUGCGAAGAUAUUUAGAGAACUUUGUUGUAUCUGAUCCCCUC
Umbelopsis ramanniana AG is the source of this 2427-nucleotide messenger RNA. RefSeq lists its product as uncharacterized. The transcript is spliced from 14 exons. Gene Ontology annotation, molecular function: zinc ion binding. The coding region runs from base 333 to 2117 and encodes 594 amino acids. Lineage: Eukaryota; Fungi; Mucoromycota; Umbelopsidomycetes; Umbelopsidales; Umbelopsidaceae. The record is from RefSeq and is a predicted model, not a curated record.